Molecule: messenger RNA, 824 nt
Organism: Procambarus clarkii (red swamp crayfish)
Lineage: Eukaryota; Metazoa; Arthropoda; Malacostraca; Decapoda; Cambaridae
Product: U-scoloptoxin(01)-Cw1a-like
Cellular component (GO): extracellular region
Molecular function (GO): chitin binding
Source: RefSeq, a predicted model, not a curated record
CGGCCACGCCCAGCGACCCUCCCGACGACCUCCCAUUUACCUGGGCUUUAGUCUCCUCCCUCACUGCCUCCAACAUCUCUCCACUCCCUCCCACCUCCCCUCCAUCACUGCUGGUCUCCUCUCAGCUCCACCAUACAACUCACAUGCCACAAACACCGUGUUAAGAAGCCUCCAUCACACACCCCCCAACGUCUCCUUCACACCACCACACUCACCACCUUCAGCUUGAGAAGAAGCACCAUGAAGACGUGCUUGGUGGCCCUGACGGUGGCCUGCCUGGCCGGGGUGGCCACCUCCCGGAUGGCUUGGGUGUUUCCCGCCAGCUACGAGACCAUCACUGGCCCCUUGGUGCAGAGCUUCAGCUGCGACGGCCGCCCCUACGGGUACUACGCCGACGUCGACAACGCCUGCAGGGUCUUCCACGUCUGUCUCCCCAUCCAGGAUGACCUAGGGCAGGUUAUCCAGACGGCGCACUUCUCCUUCUUGUGCGGGAACCAGACCAUCUUCGACCAGGAGACUCUGACCUGCAACCACCCGGCCUACGCCUUCCCCUGCGACCAGGCCUCCUCGCUCUACGACUCCAGGAACUCGCUCUUCGGACGCGUCGAUGAGCAGUUUUAAGGCGCCUCUGCUACGCCGCCUCAUCCCGGAAGUCCUACCCAAUAUCAGAGAGCAGUCCCUCAGCGCGCCUUGUCAUAGAUAUCCUGGUAUUACGGCGGAGUCCUUGGACCGCCUUCUUCCAGAGGUCCUGGGGCCAGAUUCACGAAGCAUUACGCAAGUACUUAAGAACGUGUACGUCUUUUCUCAAUCUUGAACGGAUUUGG